AUGGAGCUGUUGAUCUCCGAAAUCUUCGUUUUCCCUCGGAGCACUGACGACAGGGCUUCAAGGGGAACCCUGGCCUGCUGCUGUGGCUCUGCCGGCUGCUCCCUGUGCUGCGGCUGCUGCCCCAAGAUCCGACAGUCCCGGAGCACGCGCUUCAUGUACGCGCUCUACUUCAUCCUCGUCGUCCUGCUCUGCUGCGUCAUGAUGUCCAGGACCGUGGCUAAUGAGAUGAAAGAGCGUAUUCCUUUUUACGAAGAUAUUUGUAAAGGCAUUAAAGCUGGUGACACCUGUGAGAAGCUGGUGGGAUAUUCAGCAGUGUACAGAGUCUGUUUUGGAAUGGCCUGUUUCUUUUUCAUCUUCUGCCUCCUGACCUUGAAAAUCAACAGCAGCAAAGGUUGUAGAGCCCACAUUCACAAUGGCUUUUGGUUCUUUAAACUUCUGCUGCUGGGGGCCAUGUGCUCAGGAGCUUUCUUCAUUCCAGAUCAGGAGACCUUUCUGAAUGCCUGGCGCUAUGUGGGAGCCAUCGGGGGCUUCAUCUUUAUAGGCAUCCAGCUCAUCCUGCUCGUGGAGUUUGCACAUAAAUGGAACAAGAACUGGACUGCAGGCACGGCCACCAACAAGCUGUGGUACGCCGCUCUGGCCCUCGUGACACUCAUCAUGUACUCCAUUGCUGCCGGAGGCCUGAUUCUGAUGGCGGUGUUUUAUACACAGAAGGACGGCUGCCUGGAAAACAAAAUUCUCCUGGGGCUGAACGGGGGCCUGUGUCUGCUCAUUUCAGUGGUAGCCAUCUCACCGUGCGUCCAAAAUCGACAGCCCCAUUCUGGGUUGCUACAGUCAGGGCUCAUAAGCUGCUACGUGAUGUAUCUCACUUUCUCGGCGCUGUCCAGCAAACCCGUAGAAGUAGCUCUAGAUGAGCAUGGGAAGAAUGUGACGAUCUGUGUGCCAGACUUUGGUCAGGACCUGUACAGAGAUGAAAACUUGGUUACUGGACUAGGUACCACUCUCUUGUUCAUGUGCAUCUUAUAUUCAUGCUUGACAUCGACGACAAGGUCAAGUUCUGAUGCUCUGCAGGGGCGAUACGCAGCUCCUGAACUGGAAGUAGCCCGGUGUUGUUUUUGCUUCGGCCCCGAUGGAGAAGACACUGAAGAACAGCAGAAUGUGAAGGAGGGACCACGGGUCAUUUAUGAUGAGAAGAGAGGCACUGUCUAUAGUUACUCCUAUUUCCACUUCGUGUUCUUUUUGGCUUCCCUCUAUGUGAUGAUGACCGUCACCAGCUGGUUCAACUAUGAAAGUGCCAACAUCGAAACCUUCUUCAGUGGAAGCUGGUCCAUCUUCUGGGUCAAGAUGGCCUCCUGCUGGAUGUGUGUGCUGUUAUACCUGGGGACCCUGGUCGCUCCCCUCUGCUGUCCCUCUCGCCAGUUCUCUGUGUGA
Odobenus rosmarus divergens (Pacific walrus) is the source of this 1428-nucleotide messenger RNA. RefSeq names its product serine incorporator 5 (gene SERINC5). The record is from RefSeq and is a predicted model, not a curated record. The transcript has 13 exons. Bases 1 to 1428 code for a protein of 475 amino acids. Gene Ontology annotation, cellular component: membrane. Lineage: Eukaryota; Metazoa; Chordata; Mammalia; Carnivora; Odobenidae.